This is a messenger RNA of Pomacea canaliculata, 10062 nucleotides long. Its product is annotated as transient receptor potential cation channel subfamily M member 2-like. The record is from RefSeq and is a predicted model, not a curated record. Gene Ontology annotation, molecular function: ligand-gated calcium channel activity. Gene Ontology annotation, cellular component: membrane. Gene Ontology annotation, biological process: calcium ion transmembrane transport. The coding region runs from base 810 to 5690 and encodes 1626 amino acids. Lineage: Eukaryota; Metazoa; Mollusca; Gastropoda; Architaenioglossa; Ampullariidae. The transcript is spliced from 38 exons.
UACGUGUGGGAGCUGUUUAAUAAUAGACCUCAUUCGUUCUUCAUUCAUGCACUUGUAUCAUGUUUGUAAUCGUGUCAUCCGUUUGUUGACGCUCAUAUUUCUUGUAUCGUCGGUUCGCUUUAUCAUUUUAUAAUGGACUUGUGAUCAAGUCCGUGGUUUUAUAGUCUGUCGUGUGCAGCCCAUUGAGCUGUCAUCCCCAUUAAAGGAAGUGUGGUUUAAAAAUUCAAUAAUUAUUUUUAAAUUAAAGUAGUAAAAACGAGGAAAACAACGCGCACAAAUGAACAUUAUCCGUUAACUACAUGCUGACUAUAGGUGCAAAGAAAGGCAAGGACUGGCACACCUCAUAAAUAUUAUUUUACCUAGGUCUGGCACUCAAAAUGUGCUCGUCGAGCUAUAGCGACGUUGUGGAGAGGUCACUUCCAGCUCUGUAACCCCUGAGUCAUCAAGUGACCCAGCUGCCAUAGCAACAAGACAACAAGCAGUAUUCACAGAGAUAGGGCAAUUUUUUUCGCACCCACCUCACUUUGUCGAUUCUUCUCGGGAAACUCGUUUCGGCAUUAGAAAGGCACUUGCUAUUAAUUUCGAAAGUGUCUCCCAGUUAAUCUAGUUGUUGUCACCACAUGUACUAACGAUGCCAGACCACGAUACGAAACUAUAUUUAGCCUAAAAGUUUGCCAGCGUCUGUGCGGUCGAGUUCGAGCAUCUAGGAACAAUCGACAGUGAUGUUUCGUGCUAUACGGAUUGCAUUGUUACCCCCGGAUGAGUGAUGGAUGAAGUAAAGGAAAGACAGUGGUAACAAAAUCUUGGAUAUGGCAAACCAAGUUCAUCCUAGUCAGCUUGAGAUGACAGAAACAGGCGCAAAUCUCUCAAAAAGCCUUAUAAGCCUAAAGUAUAAUGAAGAAGCAAAAGAAGUGGAGGAGGAUUCACUUGUUGGGGCAGCCUUGAACAUUUCAAGUUUGAAGGAGGCACAAGAACCCCAAGAAGGCAAAUGGAUACGAGAACACAUCAAAUGUCGUGAAUGUAGAUGGUUUGUGGAGGACAAAGAAUCAAACGAUGAAGUGGAAAAUAUUGUAUACAGCAGGAUGGCUCCCAAAAUAAAUCUUAGCCCUAAAAUGUCUUUACAAGAAAGCGAGUGUGAAAAAGAAAAAGUGUGUAAAUGUGGCUACUCAUUUCAAGACCACAAAUACCAACAAACUGCCAUGAAUCAUCAUGAUCAAGUCUGGAAAUAUAACACACACACAAGUACGCUUCCCACAAAUGCAUAUGGUGAAAUUGAGUUUGUUGGUCAUGGAGACAAGGUUGCAAAGUAUGUACGAGUGGACACUGACACUGACAUGAAGACGAUGCUGCAGCUAAUGAUGGAAGUAUGGAGCAUGAAGAGACCGAAUCUCCUCAUCUCUGUCACAGGAGGAGCCAAAAAUUUUGUUAUGCGAGCUCGCUUGAAGGAGGCUUUCCGUAGAGGACUAAUGAAAGCAGCACUCAGCACAGGUGCUUGGAUUAUAACUGGAGGUACCAAUGCUGGCGUAAUGAAGCAUGUGGGUGAAGCAGUGAGAGAUUAUGGUUUGACUGCUGAGGGUCAGGUCAUUGCCAUUGGAGUAGCACCAUGGGGCUGUGUUCAGGACAAGCAUCUCCUGGAGUCAGAUGGCUUAAAGAUGCGUGGAAAGUGGCCUGCACAAUACCGCAUCAAAUCAGAAGUAGGAAGAUCCCAGUCGUACCUUGAUUCCAAUCAUUCACACUUCAUCCUUGUGGACAAUGGAACCCAGCGCAAAUUUGCUACUGAGAUUGCUUUUCGGGCCAAGCUAGAGAAAGAGAUCUCUCUCAUGCAGACAAGUGCCCGGACUGAUGCCGUCAAAGUUCCUGUGGCCUUGCUAGUGUUGGAGGGAGGCCCUGGCACACUGGAAACAGUUGACAGUGCAAUAUUAAACAACACACCUGCAAUUAUAAUAAAGGGUUCAGGCAAAUGUGCAGACAUAUUGGCCUAUGCUGCUCAAAAUGCAUUACAGAAAGAAAGUGUUUCGUUUGACAAAGAUGGGAAAGAAGUCAAACAACUAAAUGUUGUCAUUGAUGACAAACUUAAAAAAGACAUCAUGGCUAUGGUGGAACAGACAUUUGGCCCCAAAAAUGUGGCUGGAAAUUUCGAACGAGUUGAAAGAUGUGUGGGCAAACCUCACCUCAUUACAGUCUUUGAACUAGAAUCUCGGGGCAGUCAUGAUGUAGACAAAGCCAUUCUGAAAGCUCUUCUCAAAGCUAACAAGGAUCAGAUAAUGGAUCAGCUCAAAUUAGCACUAGCCUGGAACCGUAUUGAUGUUGCCAAGAGUGAAAUUUUUAUAGAUGAGAGACCUUGGCCGACUGGAGUUCUGAAUGAUGUCAUGAUUACAGCUAUACAGCUAAACCGAGUAGAUUUUGUUGACUUGUUUUUGGACAAUGGAGUAAGUCUGAAAGAUUUCCUGACGGUUCGUCGCCUUCUGCUUCUUUAUAAUGAUAUUCCAAAGAACAGUUUGCUGUAUACACUACUGUGGAAAAUCAAGUCUGGACAGCGCACAAAAUUUUCGCUGCAAGAUGUUGGGGUUCUGCUUCAAACACUUCUUGGGGAUUACUAUCAGCCAAAUUACCUUACAGUAGAGAAACUUCGAAAUCUUAAUGCAGAUACUAUCCUGAGUGAGAAAGAAUGCCCUGUGAGUCCUACUGAAGAGUACUUUAUGGAUGGAGACAGUGACUUUGCACGACCUGCUCAGGAACUUUUUAUUUGGGCUGUUCUGAUGAACAGGCAGGAAAUGGCUAAGCUGUUUUGGAGAGAGGGCAAUGAAUCAACAGCAGCUGCCCUCACUGCAAACAGUUUGCUAAAAGCUAUGAACCGUUACACAGAUGACACAGACCUUCUUCAAAGACUUCAGCGCAAUGCUGAUGAAUUUGAGGAUCUGGCAAUUGGGGUUCUGAACAAAUGUUACUCAGUCAAUGAACAUCGUGGCCAGGACCUUUUGAUACGAGAAAUGCCAAACUGGGGAAAUGCAACCUGUGUGUUAAUUGCUCUCCAGGCUGACAAUAAACGGUUCAUUUCUCAGACAGCCUGUCAGUCACUGUUAAACUCCAUCUGGAUGGGUAGUUUGUCUCAAGACAACAGUCUGUGGAGGAUACUUUUGAGCAUGUUUGUCUUACCAGUUAUCUUCUGGCUCAUUAAGUUCCAUGAAGAAGAAAGGGCUCGUUCAGAGGACUUCAAUGUAAAUGUACAAGAGCAGAGAAAAAAGACAGCAGAUGGACAUGCUCCACCCCCACUUACUCGACAGCCAACAUCAGCAAAUAUUAAGAACUCUGUUCCAGUCAAGGAAGAGGGAAGAAACAGAAGGAUGUCCAAGUGCACUAAAAUCAAACUUUUCUACACUGCUCCAGUUGUAAUCUUCUGUUUUAACUGUAUUUCCUACCUUGUGUUCCUGGGCCUGUACAGCUACAUUCUUAUUGUGCAGCUUACACCAGCCUUCCAUUUCCUAGAGGGCAUCCUCAUUGGAUGGGUCUUUACAAUCUUUGUUGAAGAAAUGAGACAGUUUUCAAGCAACUACGCUCACUCUGUGGCAUCCAAACUGACAACCUACUUCUCUGAUUCGUGGAAUUUACUUGAUGUUAUCACUAUCAGCCUGUUUGUGGUUGGGAUGGUCCUACGCUUUAUCCCAGACAAUGCCUGCUUUGAGGCAUCUCGUGUUUUCCUCUCCAUUAACCUCAUCAGCUUCUUCUUUCGUAUUUUGCAUAUCUUCUCUGUGAACAAGGAACUAGGCCCAAAACUGGUCAUGAUUGGGCGUAUGGUGAGAGACUUGCUGUGGUUUGUGGUGAUACUGCUGGUCUUUAUUGGUGCUUACUCCAUUGCAUCUCAAGCCGUCUUGUUCCCAAACACAGAGCUGUCAUGGAGUCUUUUGUACCAGUUGCCUCGGAAAGCUUACUGGCAAAUUUACGGAGAACUUUUCCUGGAUGAUAUUGAAGAAGGAGAUUCAAACUGUGUUACAAACACCACAUCUUUAGAUAAAAGAUGUCCUUCAGACAUAGGACGUUACUUCGUGCCAGUGCUUUUGGGCAUCUAUAUGCUGUUGACGAACGUAUUGCUGCUAAAUCUGCUCAUAGCCAUGUUCAGCUACACAUUCGAGAUGAUGCAGCAGAACACAGACAACAUCUGGAGGUUCAUGCAGCUUCAGGUGGUCAUGGACUAUAGUCUCAGGCCUGUCCUGCCCCCACCUUUGAUCUUUUUUUCCCAUCUGUGCUAUCUCACACGAUGCCUUUCAGGCCACUGCUGUUGUCAGCAUGUUAGUGGUCAAAGUACAGCCUUCAGGAAGCGCUAUGAAAACCCCAAUGAAGAAAAGCAGCUGGUACAGUGGGAGAACAUUAUUGCUGACAACUAUCUGACAAAGAUGGAAGCUAGGGAGGCUGACAGUGUGGAGAGCAGGGUUAGGACAGUUGUGGAGAGACUGGAACUGUUGAGUGCCAAAGUAGAUGACAUGUCAGAAAGUCAGCAUGUAGCAACAACACCUGGACCCAGACCUAUCCAAACAUCAGAUUCUGUGCCUGUACAGCAACAAGUAGUGCACAUGUCACCACAGCUACACCAGCGCAUGGCUGCAUUAGAAGAACAUAUGACUAGCACAUCUCAGGUUUUGAGCAGCAUCAUGAAAUCGAUGGAAGUCAUCACCUCAGGAGCUACCACAACCUCUUUUCCUGGGUCUGAUGUUGAAUGUUUACCUAACCAUCCCAAGGCUUUGAGACUAAAGCCGAUUGUAUAUUCUCCUGAUGAAAAAAAACUAGAAAAGCCAAAAUCUACAACAGUCAAACAGUUGUCAUUGUCAGAAGUGGACAGACACUCUCAAGAGCAUAUCAUUUCCCGCUCUGCGAUAUAUCCUGGCAGCUUUGUUGAACGAUUUCCAGUCCCAAAUGAUAAGGUUUCAUGGGAUAUACAUUUUCCACAAUAUGAUCCAGUUAAUUACACUGCCCAGAAAGUGUUACAAAAUGAAGAAGGGACUGAUGCUAUUGACUUGUUGCAGCUGCAACCAAAUGAAAGAGAAGGGCUUUUUUCCUUCAAUAAAUUUGACGAGAAGGCAAAAAUUUCACGUGUUAGUCUUCAAGGAAAAUAUAAAGUGGUUAACGGCCUUCCAUUAAACCCUGUGGGACGUACAGGUAUUAUAGGUCGAGGACUAUUUGGCAGAUGGGGACCAAAUAUAGGUUUCAAUGCUUUAGUCACAAGGUGGAAACGUGAUUUCCUGGGGAAUAUUGUCAUCAUUGAUGGAAAACGUGUUCUAGAGUUUAUUGCUAUAAGAUCUGACAGCAAGAAGUGGUCCAUUCCUGGAGGUGUCGCGGAAAACAUGAAGAUGCCAUGGCAGGUGCUGGAAAAAUACUUCCUUUUUGAACCUUCAGAUUCCAUAAAAGAUGACCUACAGGUGAAAAAGGCAAAAAUCAGCCAAGGCUUGAAUGAACUGUCAAAACAUGGCGAGGAGUUGUACAAGGGUUAUGCUGAUGAUGCUAGGAACACUGACAAUGCCUGGCUGGAAACACACGUGAUCAACUAUCAUGAUGAUGAUCUCUUUAGAAACGUGGAGCUGAGGGCAACACCAGCAGUAGAAGCUGUGGCUUGGUGUGCAAUAUCCAAUUCAACUGCACAUGGAUCGCAUAUGUACUUCUUAAAACUUGCUGCAGAGAAGCACAAUGCCACGUUUUAACAAAACAAAAUGAAACAUCUGAAAAGAAUCACAUUAAAUAAUAUUUUUAGACUCAAUAUAAUGCUGGAAGACAGCUGUAUUUUCCAUAUACGGUCCCUAAUCUUCAACUGCAUUUACUUGAUCAGGGUAUACAUUGUCAGGAUCUCUUUCACUUUUGUACUGUAUAACAUCAAAGAAUUUUUUUUCCAUUCAAAAAUAUGUCAACUUUGUUGUGUGUUCCUGAACAAGGAAUUAACCAUUUCUCUUAGCAGUAAAUAUUACAUGCCCAUAUUCUCAGGUUUCUUUUAGGUAGCACAUAAUAUUUUAGAUUAACACUUCUGUAUUUUAGAAUGCCCUGUGAAGAGACAAAUAUUGAAUACUGCCUCACUACAAGACUGCUAGCAACAUGUCAGUAACAAGAUAUAUGCAAUUUUUCUUUGAAACUUUGGAGGCACUGUGACACUGCACCAAAAUAGUUGUCAAUCAUUUGUCGUUGAAGGAUGCGGUAUGGAAUUUUAUCACAUAUUGCAUUGAUUCCAGUUCAUGCUGUAAUUCAAGCAUUCUCGUAACCAUUUUUUUAAAUGAAAUUCAAUUUAUUUUUCAUAGAAGACAUUAAAAAUACCUGCAGCUAUUUUAAAUUGGACUAGCUUGAUGGAAGAGCUAUCAUAGUUCAUCUCAUGUAGCAGUUUUGUGAGAAGUAGUAAAGAAAUUAUGGUAUGAGGAUCUCCAUUGUGCUCAAUUCGGAUAUUUUUCUCUGUAGGUAUUGGUUGAAUGGAUGUUACAAAACUGUUCCAUUUCUUGCAUAUUUUAUUCAUGGUCUAUGAAUAUUCAUAACUAUGAGGCUAGUUAUGGUUCAAAAAUUGUACGGGUGUUGUGUUGCACUUUUAUAGUUAAUGUUGUACGAGGGACAUGAGCAGAAAAUAUCAGUGCAUGAAAGAGAGAAAACAAACGAUUGUUCUUACAAACAUAGCAAUAAACUGCACAAAUAUUUUACUUUCUGUCAAAUUUUACCACAGUGUUGGAUUUUUAGCAAUAUAUUACUUUUGUAAAAAAAAACCUUUUUUGAAAGAAGGUACUUGUAACCGGGAACUGGUACUAUGAAAAUUUUAGUGGCAACAUGUAAUAUAGUGCCAUCAAAUAUCAAGUGCCACCAAAUUCUUGAAAUGAAUGACAUUGCAUCAGUAAAGAUUAGUUAUCAAAAUGCACUAUAAAGGUUAUUUUUCCGCAUUUAAAUGUUCAUAGGGAUGGGUCUUGCGUGCAAGGCAAACCUGGUAAUAAGAACUGACUGUGUAUUCUGGCAGUAAAUAGUAGAUAUUUCAGCAUCCUCCGAGUUGGUCAUGGCUUGUAAAGAUUAACUAGAAACUUGUUUCUUCAGCUUGUGUUUUCUUAAAUCGGACAUGUCAUCAGAUGUUUAACUGUUUUGCAGUUUAUUUUACUUGUUGAUCCUAUUGUGGGGCGCAUGUGGGAAUGUGAAAAUUGAUACUGUGGCAUUAUGUGGCUCUUUAAUAGAUUUAUUAGUUUCAAAUGUCAAGAAAGACAAUGAGAGAAAAGACAAUGCUUGAAGGUGUUAAUGGUGACCUUUGUCAAGGAAGGCAUAAGACUAAGAGGGUUCAUUCAGCAAUACGACAAGUGCCUUAAUUUUCAUAUUAACAGUGUUAAUAUAAAUUUAAUGUUUUGACUCCUCUGCCACUACAGCAAGUCUUUCUUUCAAUUGUACAUUCACAAGGCUGUUUUGGCAGGGUUAGUAAUGUUUGUACUGAUGAUUACAAAGCUUGUGUUAGAUGAAAAUAGUGCAUCUUGGACAUUUAUUGUAUAAUAGUGAAUGCUUUUGCAUCAAUAAUCAGACAUAAAGCGCAUAUUUGAUCAUAUUUGAUCCCUUGACCUAUUUACUUAAUGGCUGCCAUCAGGAUUUUUUAUUUGGCUAUUCAGAUCUGUUUUACAUCCACUGAGAUUGUCAUCAAUAUAUGUGUGCACCACAUGGCACAUAUAUAUUGUAUAUUGUGGAUUUCUUUGUUGUUUGAUAGGCUGGAUGAUUUUAUUUGUAAUCUGAUAGGGCAUAUACAAAAUGCAUAUUUGUGACUUGCUACUGUACAUCUGAUAUAAAUAGCAAGCUACAAAUUCACUUAAAGAAUAUUAUAAUUUCUACAAAUAUUUCACAGCAUAAAUGACAUAUUCUAUGGCAUUCAUCUGGCUGCAAAAGUGCAAGCUGGCCUUUGUGGAUGUGAAAAAAGGUACAGAGGCACAUUUUAAGGAAUGGCUGUUCUACUCUUUUCACCCUGUUAUUUAUCUAUGAUUUCAUUUCCAUUUGUAUUUAAUGCAUAUAUAUCGAUAUCAUAUAGUUGUCUGGAAAUAGCAAAUUUCUUUAACAUACUUUAUACAUUUCUAAUUAUUUCUUUUUUUAUUUACAAAACAACAGGGGCUUUCAUCUGAUCUUAUGUUAUUACAGUCCCAUUUAUAAUUAACAGUUAUGCUUAUUUUCAAAUGUUGUAUAGUCUUACCAUAUUUACAUAUACUUGCAGACAGUUGUGUUGAAUGUAAUUUCAGCAUAAAACCAUACACAUGCAGAUGAGCGAGAAGCCAUAUUAUUUGUAUUGAUCACAUAUUAUUUGUAUUGCAAGAUCCUCAUUAUACUGUUAUGUUUUUUAAAAAAAACUGUAAAUAUCCAUACUGUGUUAAUUGAAAGGGGUAACAAAAGUUUGUCAGUAUCUGUGUCAAAUGAAACAAGCUCACCUGUGAUUGCUAUUUUAAGUGCAUAAUAUAUACACAUUUUAUUUACAUGCAUUAUUUUUAUUUAUUCAUAAAUUUUUAAUGUCUUUUGUGGUGUUUUUUGAGUAAAUGUUAGGUGUGUUUUGUACAAAAAUUUCUGAUUAAGGUAAAUAUUUUAAAUGUAUGGUCUUAAGGAGCUGUUGAUAAGAUAGAGGACAAGUAUUUGAGUGGAUGUGUGGCUAGUAUACAUUAUGUACAAGUGCAUUUUUACAUUGAAUAACCUGAUUUUAUCAGUAAUUGAAACCUUGACCAUAAUAUGCUAAAUGGCACGUAGUCAUCAGUUUUGAAACCAAAGGGGAGUAUUUGUGACCGUGAUGCUAUCACAGAUUGAGAAAGAGGCAAGAAACAAACUUUUCAUCAAGCGUGCAGUCGACAUAUACACUCAUAGAUGUGAAAUAUAAAUAUGUAGCGGAAGAUACAGCAACAAAGCACGAAGCCUGUAGAUGACAAAAUGUGAAGCCUGCAUGGUAUUUACAUUAGAAACAAAAUGUUAUAGUUGCAUCCUGUGAAAAAUUGCAGACAAAAUCACCGAGACGAACAACAGUUUGCAGAGAUCGUUAGUGGAAAAAGUGGUCUACAGGUGGAAACGACUUGGCGCAGGCAUAGGAUAAUCCAAAAUAGAGGUGUACUGCACAAAAAAAGUACAUAACAACAGAAGACACCAGUGGAAUGAAACAAAAAGACAGCAGUCCUCUCAAUUAGUUUUAUGCUAAGGGACACCAACACACACAGUGACCAGUACAGAAAACACAAAUUUUACUUCAUGAAAUGUCACACUUGGAGAAACAAUACUGGAUGAAAUUGUUUCCAUUUCAUAUGUCUAACUUGUUUUUUGAUUCUAAAUGACACUCCGUAUAUGCAAAGGAUCAGGGGCAUGACAAGUAUCGGAGGUUUCUAUGACUGAUGGCGGUAGUGAUGAAAAUCGCCGAUGUACAUCCGUAGACUAAUUGUGCUGAAUGAUUGUUUUAUGAUUAUUAUAGAGCUGUUAGUAGCAAGUUCCAGUGUUUUGUGACUGCUGGCAAUGAUGAUGUCACUUUCUUACCAGGAACUUCUUGAUAAUUUAUUUUUAAUCUGGUUGUUAGUAGUUGGGAUUUUCCCCAGUUUGUGCCAUGCUGAAGGGUAUGAGAUCAAAAUUUUGUAUGACAAUAUGCUGCUUUGUGUAUAAAGUGUGUAUGAUUUCACUCUACUAGCUCUUACAGUAUUGUUGCAAGAUGUUGACAUUUGUUACUUUUAUUUAUCAAAUGAUGCUAACUAAACAUUCCAAACUCAUAAGGAUAUGGUAGACAAUUUUUUCCAAAUUAUACAAUUUCAUGAAUUUUUAGAUGGAUUUUUAACAUCAAAUUAUUAUUUGAACAUUUUAAAUCGUUAAAUCGUGGAGAGUAUAUGGCUUGUCUGCAACGACAACCCUGAUAUUUUUGAAAUGGUAUGUUCGUCUUUGUGAACACUUUUUGUUUAUGAAUUUAUUGAUUGCUAAUGCAUUUGUUUUGACUGUAUAUUGGGGCUGUGUACUUAAAAACUUAUGUUUUAACAUUAAACAAAAGCUCAAAAUAGGAGAAAUUUCACAGGUAAUUGAAGUUUUAUAAUAACAAAAAUUAAACAGGCUAACAAAUAAAGUCUUUUUCACUAA